UAGCUCUGUGUAUGCCGCCAUGUUGGCCCAAUGUUUUUACCUGCAGGCGCAGCACAGAUCAUGUGACUGGAAACUGGUUUUGACUUGAAUGACAAACCAGGAAGAAAUAUUAUAUAACUAGGUGUCAGGAGAACAGAAGCCGUCAGCCAGAAGCAACGGAAUUAACUUCUACAAUAUGGACCUUGGAUUUUUCACAGAUCAGAAGUUACUUGACAUUUUCUGCAAAAACAAGACAAAGAUAUCUACAAUAAGUGACCCAGGGAUGCUUCUUCGCCAUCUUAAAGAUAAUAAAAUCAUUACAGAAGCUCAUCUUGAAAGUGCACUUGUCCCGGAGAACAGUGAUGAAAAUGUCUAUAAGGUGUUGGACUAUAUUGAAAAACGGGGAGCAAAAUAUGUUAGAAGAUUUUGGAAAUGUGUGAAUAAGAAGCAUAUCUUGGAGCGGUACCUCACAAUCUCUGAUCUGAUUCAAACUUUAGAGCAGGAGUUGCCUAAAUAUUCACCUGCUGGGAGUCAUGUUGUGGAGAACGUAAAUGAAGCCACUGAAAGAUCAAACGAAAGAGAAGCAAGAGAAGAACCUAGCACCACUUUUACAGAGACUCAAAGGGAUUUUAUCCCCAUGGACAUAUCACAGAAUCCGUGGGACAUGCCUUGUAAUGAAAGAUGGCUCCCUGUCCAGUGCGGGGAAAUUGAGGGCUUUCUGGACCGAGAAGGCCUGUAUAAACGAAAGCAAAAAAUCAUUAAAAUAGAAGAACAACUAAUUACACCUUUUCAGUUUGAGGAAAUGGGUGGAAAAGGUCAUGUAAAGAACUGGAAAAUGAGUAUAACAUGCCAAGGUACCCAAAUUAAGACUCUCAUUGAGAGGGACAUUUUGAAGGUGCCUCCUCAUGAGGGAAAACUUGUUCUUCGUAGAUAAACAACAUAUCCUCUAUAUAUAUGAUUUUUAAUUUAAACCGCCAGGUUAAGCGCUAUUGGCUGUCAUGACAAAUUGCAUCACGCUCCAAUUUUCCGGUUUAUGUUUGAAUGAGAUCUGACUGUGGGUUGCAUUCAUGGAUUUCUUCAUAUAAAAUGAUCAAAUGGCUUCAUUUUGCAAGGUUUGCAACCAAAUUGUUUGUAAUAAAUUUUACAUUAAGGCAUUUAGCAGCCUCUUUUAUCCAAAGCGACAGAAAAGUCGUCAAUAUUUGUCAAGUAGAUUUGGAAAAGACACAUUAUUAAUACUUUUAUACUGUUUUUUAAUGCAAUAAAUACCUUUGACUGUACUUUUACUUGCUUGUUGUGUUUUGUAUGGUUAGGAACUGGUUGGGUUGAGGGGAAGUGUGGGUUAGAUGCUCCAACAUAUUUUAAACUGUAAUACCGGAUGUUAAAUAAUCAACUUUGGUUGGUGCCUUCAUCUAUAGUUGACCCUCAGGUGGGGCUGUUGGCAUGCAUUCGACCCCUUUGAUCUCUCCAACUGAAAUUCUCUUCCCCCAAGCCUUCAGGCUCACAUCAUUGGGUAUCUGCUGAAUAUAUGAUAUAAUGUACACUCACCUAAAGGAUUAUUAGGAACACCUGUUCAAUUUCUCAUUAAUGCAAUGGUGUAAUGGUGUGGGGGAUUUUUUUCUUGGGACACUUUAGGCCCCUAAGUGCCAAUUGAGCAUUGUUUAAAUGCCACGGCCUACCUGAGCAUUGUUUCUGACCAUGUCCAUCCCUUUAUGACCACCAUGUACCCAUCCUCUGAUGGCUACUUCCAGCAGGAUAAUGCACCAUGUCACAAAGCUUGAAUCAUUUCAAAUUGGUUUCUUGAACAUGACAAUGAGUUCACUGUACUAAAAUGGCCCCAACAGUCACCAGAUCUCAACCCAAUAGAGCAUCUUUGGGAUGUGGUGGAACGGGAGCUUCGUGCUCUGGAUGUGCAUCCCACAAUCUCCAUCAACUGCAAGAUGCUAUCUUAUCAAUAUGGGCCAACAUUUCUAAAGAAUGCUUUCAGCAUCUUGUUGAAUCAAUGUCACGUAGAAUUAAGGCAGUUCUGAAGGCGAAAGGGGGUCAAACACAAUAUUAGUAUGGUGUUCCUAAUAAUCCUUUAGGUGAGUGUAUGU
Messenger RNA from Misgurnus anguillicaudatus (oriental weatherfish), 2072 nucleotides. RefSeq names its product sp110 nuclear body protein. Gene Ontology annotation, molecular function: DNA-binding transcription factor activity, RNA polymerase II-specific; DNA binding. Gene Ontology annotation, cellular component: nucleus. Gene Ontology annotation, biological process: regulation of transcription by RNA polymerase II. The record is from RefSeq and is a predicted model, not a curated record. NCBI's taxonomy places the organism in Eukaryota, Metazoa, Chordata, Actinopteri, Cypriniformes, Cobitidae.